AUGCUGUCAGGGCCUAGCGCCGUCAGUCAAGUUCAAGGGAAGGGUGAUUUUCGACAGAACAUUUUUGCGGUGGACAUGUUCGGUUCUGCGCGCCUGGCUUUGGCAGUGCUGCUUGUUAGCUCGGCGUCUGCUCAGCUUGCCAGCCAGCUUACAAAGGAGCAGCUGAAACCGCUGACAGUUUUCCGACAGCAGCAUCGGCGUCUGGCGUGUUGGUGCUCGUUUUGCACAUUUUUCCUCCUUGCAAUGAUGUUUGCAGGUGGAUGGCCGCCUGUGCGCGGCUGCUUUUGUGCAGGCGUGGCGAACCGCGCGUUCAGUCUGAGGGCGGGUUUGCUUUUGCUUGGUGUCAAGGACAAACGUGUCUACACUGGGUGCACAGACGCACGGCCCCAUGCAGCGCAAUGCUGUUGA
Molecule: messenger RNA, 408 nt
Organism: Effrenium voratum
Lineage: Eukaryota; Dinophyceae; Suessiales; Symbiodiniaceae
Source: the annotation of a GenBank genome assembly